Molecule: messenger RNA, 985 nt
Organism: Raphanus sativus (radish)
Lineage: Eukaryota; Viridiplantae; Streptophyta; Magnoliopsida; Brassicales; Brassicaceae
Product: transcription factor bHLH146-like
Exons: 1
Coding region: 226-714 (162 amino acids)
Biological process (GO): regulation of DNA-templated transcription
Source: RefSeq, a predicted model, not a curated record
CAUUUUUUUUUUGUAACAGCCCUGACUAACAUAUAACCUCAUUUAUGAAUACAAUGAAAAUUAACUUCACAAUACGUUCCACAAAUGACAUUUAUCAUCAGCCAUUGUAACAUUCAAACAAAGAUAGGACCCACUCCUCUUUCUCUAUCGCAUUCAUAUUAGUUUUCUAUAUAUGUAAGCUUCUUCCUUGUAUACUUUUCCUUUGUAGCAAGAAUAAUUUCUCAUAUGGAGAGGCAAAUCAUAAACAAGAAGAAACGAGUGUUCUCUGUUGAACCAAACAAGAUACCCCCUAGUGAAGUCUUCAGGAGGAAAUACACAAGCCACUUAGUUCCUGCACUCAAGAAGCUCAACAUGAACAAGAACUCUCCACAAAUCAACCAACUAAGCGUGAAGCAUGAAGUAGACAUGGCUUUGGCUUUGUCUGCUCAAGAAUUUUCAUGGAGCCGCUUCUUGCUACAGAAGCUAUCGUCCUCGAACAAUCCAACCACUACCAGUUCUUCGUCCAAUGGAAUUCGUAUUCAAGAAAGAUCCGGUAAAGAAGGUGGAGGAGACGAAGAUGGAGAGACAGAGGAGAAACUGAGGGAAUUGCAGAAGCUUUUGCCAGGUGGAGAAGAGAUGAAUGUGGAAGAAAUGUUGAGUGAGAUUGGCAAUUACAUUAAGUGUCUUGAGUUGCAAACGAUUGCUCUUAAGUCGAUUGUUCAAGAUACUACUUGACUUUAAGUUUUAGCUUGUAAUUUUAGUUUGUUUUGGUGUGUUAUCCUUUAGCUAAACUCAUCUAUCUAGUUUUAUUAUCUCUCGUUUUCUAUAAGCUCGAGAGCAUAUGCAUUAUAGUGGUUUUAUUCUUCUUCUCAUAAUUAAUACUCCCUCCAUUUCGUUUUAGAGUAGAAUUUUUGUUUCAAAAUAAGUGUCGUUUUCGGUUUUUAAUACAAAUUUAUUGAUAAUAUUCUCUACUAUAUUUUUCUAUUGGUUGAUAUAUGGUUAGGUC